GGCGCGCACAAUCCGUACAAAAGCGGCGCGGGAGUAACAAGCCGAGCCAGUCAAGUUUGUAGUAGUUCAACAAGCACCACUUCUCACCAUCACGGCACCAGUGCACGGCAAGCACGCCUGUGGAUCCGCAUAUCACAGUUCGUUUCAUGGAGCACUAAUACUGGCCUGUUUCAUGCGUUGUACAUCUACGACGUGUUAUUUUUUGCUGGUUCUUCAAGAUAGAUUUCUGAUCAAGAUUGAGCGCACCUUUCCCCCCACACCAAACACCGGUACGGGCAUUGUCUCCGUGUUAUUUCGAGGUCUAAAACAGGAUUCACAGAAACUCCUGAUCAAACGGGGAAGCACUGGAUCUAAUACAUUUCAAGAAGGACAUUGAAGAAAAGAACCGCUCCGAGGAGGAGUGAAUGCAGCUCCAGAGGAGGCAGGGAUCAGCAGGGGCGAAGCAGCAGACCAGCGGCGGGAAGACUCCCCCGGAGCCGACCAUGUCCCUGAGCGCCUUCCACCUGAUGCAAACGCUGAAGAAUUCCCCGGCCGCCAUCCGCCGGCGGCUGAGGCGUGACCGCACCGAGAGCCUUUCACACGGGGACCCGCUCUUCAAGGUCUACUACCUUGGCACGGAGAAGAUCUUCUCCCUCGACCUACAGCAGGCCCAGGAUGCCAUAAGCCGGCUUCUGGAGGGCGCCCCCGGCAGGCCGAGCAAAGAGCAUGCACUGGUGGUGCGGCCGCGCUACGUAGAGGUGAAGGAGAUCAGCACGGGCCGCCAGCUCACCAAGACCUUCUUGCAGGACAUCGCGUACUGUGCCGCCGACUCCACCCACCCCAACGUCUUCAUCUACAUCUGCAAGCAGCGUGGACAGCAGCUGCACUGCCGCGUGUUCUGGUGCAGCCGCGCAGAGCGGGCCCGCGACCUCACUGCUUGCCUGGCCCACUCCUUCCAGCGGGCGUUCAGCGACUGGCAGGAUGCUGUGACGGUCCCCGCCCAGGUGGAGACGCUGCCUGUGCUAGAGGAGCGACCCAGCACACCCUCCCCGCCAUCACGGAGCCUGACUUUGCCUGCCAGCCUGGGGAAAGUUCGCUGGAGGAAGAGGAGCUCCUUGUCUACAAGCCCCCUGAGAGCUAUUCUGAGGAGAAGCUCAGAAGGUUCCGAUAGCCGGGUCUGGCCCUGAGGCAACUGCUGCACGCUUCGCGCCAGACUCGCAUGAUUCUGCAAGAGCGACCUAGAAAUUUCACGCUUCUCCUACAGGCUUUCUUGGGACACCAAGGGAUCUGUGUUUUUCGUGGGUCCAAAGUGUGGUGUGAUUGGCCCCCACCGUUACCUUCCGGUCAGGGUGUGUGUGUGUCUGAAGUUUGGAUGACAACCUGUUGAGUGGCGCUGAUGACCAGAGGCUUUUCUGAUGGGUCUGCCAGAGCUUGGAAAGAUCUGGAGUAUCUUCUGAGUCUCUCCAGCCGUUGCUUGUUGUCAGGCUGGUCUGGGAAGUUCUUCACGAGUCAGAUGGAUUGUUUUGCAAGUUUUAGGUUCCUGAGGGUUGGGUUAUGCGGUGUGGGAGGGUGGGGGUCAGUAGCUGGAUUGUAAUGAUUAUCCAGUCAUGCCAGAUCAAGGGGAGGGGGGAUUAAUGGUGUUCUGGAAGGCUGGUAUUUAAGGACCGCUUUUUGAAAUAGUCACUGUGUUUACAGUUUCAGUGAAAUGGUUCGCAAGCUCUGCUGCAUCUGAUCUGCAGUGCAGUGUAACAUGAUACAGAAUAUUUCAAAUGUUUCUGGUCAUUGCAUGAGAAAAUUAGGUCAGUACCUCAAGUUGUUUUAUGCCCCAACCCUAUUAUGUCUGUGCUCCAUUUUUAACUGCCUGUGUCCCCCCUUC
Molecule: messenger RNA, 1855 nt
Organism: Paramormyrops kingsleyae
Lineage: Eukaryota; Metazoa; Chordata; Actinopteri; Osteoglossiformes; Mormyridae
Product: low density lipoprotein receptor adapter protein 1
Cellular component (GO): early endosome
Source: RefSeq, a predicted model, not a curated record